Molecule: messenger RNA, 5446 nt
Organism: Balaenoptera musculus (blue whale)
Lineage: Eukaryota; Metazoa; Chordata; Mammalia; Artiodactyla; Balaenopteridae
Gene: ARHGAP19
Product: Rho GTPase activating protein 19
Exons: 12
Coding region: 37-1527 (496 amino acids)
Biological process (GO): regulation of small GTPase mediated signal transduction; signal transduction
Cellular component (GO): cytoplasm
Molecular function (GO): GTPase activator activity
Source: RefSeq, a predicted model, not a curated record
GCCAGCCACAUACGUGCAAGGCGCUGGGGAUCCGGGAUGAGACAGGGUUUCAGACAUCCUGGAAGAACCCACGAGCAGGUUUGGGGCCAAGACCUUCACAUAAGUGAUGCCAUCUGCAAUUUUGUUAUCUGCAAUGAUUCUUCCCUUCGAAGUCAGCCCAUUAUCUUCAAUCCUGACUUUUUUGUGGAGAAACUCCGACAUGAGAAACCUGAGGUGUUCACCGAGUUGGUGGUCAGCAAUAUCACAAGGCUCAUCGACUUGCCUGGAACUGAGUUGGCUCAGCUGAUGGGAGAAGUGGACCUUAAGUUGCCUGGUGGGGCCGGCCCGGCAUCAGGAUUCUUCCGGUCUCUAAUGUCUCUCAAGCGAAAGGAAAAAGGAGUAAUAUUUGGAUCCCCACUGACAGAGGAAGGCAUUGCCCAGAUAUACCAACUGAUUGAAUAUCUACACAAAAACUUGAGAGUAGAGGGUUUGUUUAGAGUACCAGGGAAUAGUGUCCGACAGCAGAUUUUAAGGGAUGCUCUCAAUAAUGGAACUGAUAUCGACUUGGAAUCAGGGGAGUUUCACUCAAAUGAUGUUGCUACCUUGCUGAAGAUGUUUCUAGGAGAAUUACCUGAGCCCCUGCUGACACAUAAACAUUUCCAUGCACACCUCAAAAUUGCUGAUUUGAUGCAGUUUGAUGAUAAAGGAAACAAGACCAAUGUACCAGAUAAAGAGCGGCAAAUUGAGGCUCUUCAGUUGCUCUUCCUCAUUCUCCCUCCACCCAAUCGUAACUUGCUGAAGUUAUUGCUUGAUCUCCUGUACCAGACAGCAAAGAAACAAGACAAGAAUAAGAUGUCUGCCUAUAACCUUGCCCUUAUGUUUGCGCCCCAUGUCUUGUGGCCAAAAAAUGUCACUGCAAAUGACCUUCAAGAGAAUAUCACAAAGUUAAACAAUGGGAUGACUUUUAUGAUUAAACACUCUCAGAAACUUUUUAAGGCUCCUGCUUAUAUUCGGGAAUGUGCCAGAUUGCACUAUUUGGGUUCCAGAACGCAAGCAUCAAAGGAUGAUCUUGAUCUGAUAGCUUCGUGUCAUACCAGCUCCUUCCAAGUGACAAGAUCUCAGAAAUGGAACCGGCGAGAUUCCUGCCUUCAUCAGGAGGAGACCCAGCAGCGUACGGGAGAGGCACUAAGAGAAUUGUUCCAACAUGUUCACAAUAUGCCAGAGUCGGCAAAGAAGAAACAGCUUAUCAGACAGUUUAAUAAGCAUUCUGAGACCCAAACACCAGGACGAGAACCUUCUACCCUCCGGGUGCAGAAGAGGGCCCGUUCACGGUCCUUCAGUGGCCUUAUUAAGCGGAAGGUCCUGGGAAAUCAGAUGACGUCAGAAAAGAAAAACAAGUACCCUACUCCAGAAUCUGUAGCCAUUGAUGAAUUGAAGAGAACCAGCAAAGAAAAUAUGAAUUUAUUAUUUUCUGGAUCUCUAUCUGUCAUGAUGACACCAACAAGACUGAAAUGGUCUGAGGGGAAGAAAGAGGGGAAAAAAGCCUAGGAUUCCUCUGAAGGAUCCAGAGGUUUCCUGUUGUCCGCCCAGAAUUUUCUCUUUUGUGGGCCAGGUGCCAUUACCGCUCACAGAGAAGCUUGGACUUGCAGCUUGCUUGCUGCAUGUUGAAUUGUGAAAGCCAACUAAUCCUGUGACUUGACUGACGCCUCUUACCCCACUCAGUGGGUGACAUCUACAGACUCUGCCUGCUGAACCAGUGCUAGCGACUCUCUCUCUCUCUUUUAAAAAAAAUGUUAUGGGGAAACCACUAACCAGCCAAAUCAGCCUAGACAGCACAGUAGAUGAGUAGAACCAGGCAGACUCCUGUGCUCAUUCCACGUAUUUGUUUAGGCAGAUUCGAUUUUUAAAACAUUUGAAAUCUGUGCUCAACUGCCAGUGAUGUUUUUAAAAAGUGCUGUCAAUCCUGGUGGAUUGAUAUUAUUUUUAACUGAUAGCUUGGGCUUUUCUCUAUUUUGAUAGUUUUGGGGGAUAUUUUGGUUAUUGUUUCUUGUUUAUUUGUUGUUUGUGUAUUUUAAAAGGUAAAGAAUCAAAGUGGGCUCUAAGCCAGAUGUCUUUCCUCUCUUUUUCACCUUAAGCUUUGGGAAAGCUCUUUAUCUUAUGAGGCUUUACUCCUCAAUACCUAUUUGUGUACAAAGAAUUUAUAGCUUUCCUGGAAAUUUUUUAUUAUUUCUUGGGCCUGAGAUUGUAGGUAUUGGGCCUGCAGUAUCAAAAAAGGAGAAUUCAGAAUGAUACAAUAUUUAAACAAAUAAUGUUAAACUGUGGCCCUUCUUCCCUCCCUCCAUCCUCUCUCCUUUCCUCUCUUCCCCUUUCCUCAGUGAUGUCAAAAUGGUUGUGUGGUUGCUGAACUCCUUUCCUUCAUUCAGUUUCCUUUCUCCUAAAACAUCUCUGGUGCCAGUGUGGUGCCAGUACUUCUGUGACAAAUCACUGGGACUCAAGGAAUGUCACCAACAGCUCACUUGAGGCUUGCUGAAACUCCUGUAUGUAGUGGAAGCUCUGGAGGGGGACUAGGAUGGGGCUGGCUUUAUGGCCAGGACAACUCUUGAUGGGUGGGAUUAUAUUGCAUCCUUCUAAGGGAUCAGGUGUGCAGGCUGGACCGUCUCCUGAGAGCCAGCUGGAGUCAGAGGGAGGAAGUGAGCAUCAGUCUCCAUGGGGCUGAGAGAUUUAAAGGAGAGAAUGCCCUUAUUUGGAAGCAGUUGUGGUUUAUCACCCAUGUUCAAGGGCGGCUGCUGGCCCACCCCUCUCCUUGUCACGAUGGGCAUGGGGAGCAGUUUGGAGAUGGGCUGGAGCUUUGACUGGGUUGGGAUGUUCACAUGUGUCUGAGGUGAGCAGUGGGAUGGCUCUGAUCUAGUGUGGGAGCUCACUGCCCAGAGCGCAGCAGGGGCAGGUGGGAGUGUUAGUCUGUGCCUGCUCUGUUAGGUGUGUAACCUUUCUCACCCUGUGUGCCGGAACUGAGUCAGGCCUCAGCGCGGGGGGUUGGGGGGGGCAGUUGCCCAGCAAACCAUGACUUGCUGACCUAUUUUUAAACAGUUGAAAUGCUGUGUUGUUGCUGAAACAAAAGAUGACUCUGGGUAGCACAGUUUGGUUUUGCAUCCGGAUGUCAGUCCUGGCUUCCAUAUUUUCUGUUUCUUCUGCUGCUGUAACAGCAGUAGUAGAGAAAAAUGUAAAAUUUGGCUGUCCAACUUGAUAGAUUGUGAACAAUAGGUGGUUAGGAGUAUAAAACUGCUCAGAAGCCCCUUUCUCUAGAGCAGUUUUAUAUCAUUCUUAAAAAUACUUAUUUGCAAGUUCCUUUGUGGAGGGUUCUUCUAUUUGACUUUUUUGUUAUAAAAUUCCUUGCACCAGCUGUCAGUGAGUUCAAACAGAGACCCCUUUUGGUAUGACCAGGCUAAAGUGUGUUCUCCCUUAACUUGAUACUUGCUUGCUUUAUUUGUCUAAGUGCCUCAUUCCGUAGUGGUGUGGUCUGUUAAACAUGGUCUGGCAUAGGUGGAGAGAGCAGAGCAGUGACCUGAUACCUCCUUGUCAUCGAGUUUGUUCUGUGGUUCUAUUUAAGGGAGGUAGCUGAGAUUUAGGAGACUUUCUGUGGUUGAAUGCAACUGGUAAUCCAGGCUCGUGUUCCGGGGCUGGAGUGGUGAGAGAUGUCUGUCACAUGCUUUUAUAUAGCUUGCCCCCUUGGGCAGUUUAUUUGUGUAUUUGGGUAUGUGUGUUUCAUUAAAGUAUUUAUUAAAUAUGAUUUCCCUUGCUGUAAGGGUAUGAUAGGUCUUUUCCUUCUUUUUUCUUUUUUAACAGAAGCUGUGAACUAGUUGGAAUCCAAAUUUGAGAAAUAAACAGCGUAACCUUCUGCCUUAUAAUAUAUAACUGUUCUAAUCCUGUGGAAUCUUUGCAAAAACAAAAACCCUUUAGCAUUUGCUACAGAAGGGUACUGUUGCCCUUCUGACUUGGUGGGCAGAUGUUUUUGAGCCAGUAUUUAACAAUUUUUAAAAUCUAUAAUAUUUUAAAAAUCUGUUUUCUAUGUUUAUUUUUUGUGUUGGAACAAUCUCUUUGGAAAUGCCUCUUGUUGCUUUUAAAAUUUCAUUUCUUUCUGGGGUCAGUUGCAAUGGGUUUUGAUGUGAUAUCAAUAUGGGGCAGUGUAUUUAUGCCAGAGGGCUCAAGCAUAAAAAAUGCAGACCACUUCCUUGAUUCAGAUCUGUACUGGGUGAGCUAUACUGGUUGAAUCAGUGAAAACCAUGGGCACUGGAGUUUCUAACCUUUUACAGUGGUGGACUUUUGCACUGGGACCAAUGAAUCUGGUUUGAAAGACUCCAUUGCAGCAGUGAAAGAGGAUUAAGUGAUACUGAUUGUACCUGAGUGCCAAAACAUAUUAAAGGAGGUGGUAUCUAAUGAAUCAUAACUGAAUCCGCAGUUGAUCCUCCACAAGCUCAUUACCCUGAAUGUCUUUGCAGAGUUAGGAAUGACGAGGGGGUACCCUUGGGAAAUGGAGUAGUAUAGGGUUAACUGCGCUGACCACUGGGUGUUCCAGAGGUGGCUGUUUUGCUGGCUUGUAAGAAAGCCAGUGGUUCCAGAGUCAGAGCAGGGCCGUUCUCUCCUCUGGAACAGCAGUGUUUCUGUUCAGCUUUUCUCACAGAAACCUAUGUUAGGAUACGGUUUAAAACACUGCCUUCUAGGAGAACCUGUGGUCCCAGAGUGACUAGCUGUGUGGCCAUGCAUAACUGGGGAAGCCAUCUUAGGAAUGACUCCUCUAGACUUUAUCUGCUUCCUUCAUACAGGGCCUCGCACAGAUGCUUGAAACUGACGGCUCUCAUUCUGAAGUCUUUUCUAAGUAGAACUCCUUUCCCCAGGAGAGAGCCUCGUCCCUGCCCUCCUGCAUCUGGAAGCCUUGGUACUGAAGACAGGACCUUGAUCCAAACUGGAUACUAGCAAUUGGCAGGAUUGCUCUAGAAUUUGGGGAAGAUUUGGGUUUCUAAGAUGCACAAGCUUUUCAGACCAGUGGUAGUUAAUCCAGUCUAAAACUCACUAUAGGAGAGCUGGCUUUCCUAGACAGGUAAUGCUGAACUCUUUCCACAGGUGGAGAGUGGAUGGGUGGGCUAGCAAGGAGGUGGAGUAAGUACUUAAAAGCCUGAGUGCUUGGGUUACCACGGAAACUGGAGUGUGCGUGGCCAUAGCAGGUGCUAAAGAGCCAUUGAGCACUCCCCCAGACAUGUUUGGGGACCAGCGGAACUGUUUGGGAAAAACACUCCUGCCCCAGGGUCCUUUCUUCUUAGCAAGGAUUGCCUUUUCGCUCUCCCCAAGCCUGCUCAACAAGAGAAACAAGGUUUCUUAACUGUCUAACCAUUUUUUAUUUUUCAUUCUUAUUCAACUAUAUCAUAUAUAUAUUUAUAUAUAUAUGUAACUGUAAAGAAACAUAUGCGUUGUU